CUAGCUGGAACUUUGCGGUUGAACUUCACCAGUUGAAGAAGAAACGUUGUAUUGCAUUUUGUGGCUCAGAUUCAGAAAAACGUUCUCUUCAGAGGGUUGAUUGGGAUCCAAGCAAGGGAGAAAAGAACAUCGAAGCAAGGGAGACCAACCCUAGUAGGUAGCAGCUUUCUGAUUGCCCUUGGUUUGAAGACAACGUGAAGGCAUAGCCUGCGAUGCAUGCUACCGAGUCGGGUCUGCUUGUGGAUCCACAAUGCUCGAAGCAGGUUGGUGUAAACUAACUCCAAAGCACGCCCAGAUGCGUUAGGCCAGCAGAUGGCCCUUAGCUACGAGGGCAUGGCGUUCCUCAAAGCCGCCAUUGAGGUGGUCCCUGGAGAGAAGCAGCCUCUGUAUAGCAAGCAGCGAGGCAGCUUCUCAGAGAGCCGCAUCUGCGCAGCCAACGGCAACAGUCACUCAGCUAAGCCUGUUGCAGGCACUGGAAAGCAGACUGGAGAGAGCGACUUUGUCCACCCUAGAUUGAAACCAGUGCAACUGUCAAGCCAGCAGAAUGUUGCAAAGAGCCCCAGUGAGGUCAGCCAUGCUUCAGCGGAGUCAUCUCUGGAGGUCCCUUCCAUCACCAGAGAAAGCCCUCUCAGUAGAAGCCCGCUAGACCAUAAUGUCAGUGCAGGGUUCGAUGGGUCAGACUUCGAGAGCUGCGCUGGUUCCCCUCAAGCUGCUGCCAGCUGGCGCUUGACUGCAGAAGAGGCCGGAGACACCCCCUGGGCCGGAGACACCCCGCGGUCAGUGGGCAGUUCCUUGUCGUCUGAGAGGGAGAGGCAGAUUGAGAGCCUGGAGGUACAGCUGGCCUCCAAGAGCAGCGAGAUUCAGCGGCUCGCGGACGUGUGCUCGGGCGCUGAGCUGGCGCUUGCCGAGCGGGACAAGGAGGCGGCGCACCUGGGGGCUUUGGCGAGGAAUCUCGAGGAGCAGAUCUUGGCCAAGAACGAAGUGCUGGAUCUUUCUCAGGAGCUGAUUGCGAGCCUGGAGGAGAGGCUGGUGGCUCUGGAAGUGCAAAGAGAGGCUCUGGAGGCGCGGGCGGGGGAGUACGGGAAGUGCUUGCUGGAGAUGCAGGAAGAACUAGAACGGGGGAGGAGAGAAUUGGAGGGUCUGCGAGAGGAAAAGGGAUCGACCUUGCGGAGAAGUGAGGAGCUAGAAAAGUUGGUGGGAUGUUUGGAGGGACAGGUGACAGAGAAGACCGAGGGGUGCGCAGUCUUGGAAGCCCGGUUGCAAGUGGCUGAAAGAGUGGCGGCCGGACGGGUUGGGGCGCUAACCGAGAAGAUAACCCGCCUGCAGACCGGGCUUGCCGAGAACGCGCGAGCGCUGAGGUGUGCGGAGGAGCUGACAGGGGAACUAAAGCGGCAGUUGCAAGAGAAAGAGGACGUAAUCAAGGAGAGCAAAGCACAGUGUGAACUGGUCCUGAAAGAAGGCAAUGCGGUGUGCGAACGAGCCCUGGAAGCCCAGGCGGAGAUUUUGCAAGCAACGGAGGCGCGUCUGAAAACGCUCGAGAGCGACGUUGAGAGAAAAGAUGGAAAUCUGGAGGCUGUGGGGGCCCAUGUGGCGGACCUGACGCGCCAGCUGGAAGAGCGGGAAGAGGAGUGUGAACGGGCGCAAGCUGGUGUAGAAAGGCUCCGGGGACAGCUGGCGGAUUCGCAGGCGAAGAACAAAACUCUGAGGAAGGCGCUAGAAGAAGAGAGCCAGAUUAGAAAAGCGGUUGAGGAAGAACUAGAGGCGAGGCGAUUGGUCCUAGGGGAGAAGGAGGCAGAGAUCUUGGAGCUGAGGGCAAAGCUGGCGGGGAACGCAAUGAGAGGCAGAGAAAGAGAGCGGUGCGAAUGUGUGGGGGUUCAGGUGGUGACAUCACCGGAGUCCUCUUGGGGCGAUGUUGAGGCCGCAAGUGCAAAAACUAUGGCGCUCGAUGCUGAGCACUUAGAGGAUACUGGAAGCAGCCAGGUCGAGACUUCCGAUGCCGAGAGUGUAGCCGACGCCGGUGAAGCGACAGUCGGCGAACUGACUCUUGCGGGUGUGGAGGGACAGGAAGAAGGCGGAUUGGCGCCGGCUGGUAAUGACGCGAGUGGUAUGACACAGCUUGAGUGUGAGCGCGGGGGCUGCGGAGCUCCUUCUGACAGCCACGUGGCAUUUGCGACCGAGGUAUUCCCAACACGUGCUGGAUUCACCUGGCAGAUCGCCUCCGUCUGCAAGGGAACAUGCCUGGAGUCACCUGCAACUGGUCUGCUGAAAGCCUUAGUGAAUGUAGUGAGUCGAAGGUGCUCCAAAGACAGUGAAACAGGUACGACUGCCCCUAGAGGUCUAAAGGCCCUGCUUACUAAUUGACAGUACCGCAUCUGUCGUCAACAGUGAAAACAAGAUGUGUCCAAGAUCGAGUUGGAAGUCAGUUCCUGUAAAGUAGGUCAUGAAGAGAAUGUAACAUCAGCGUCGAUCACAGAGUGGGCACGACCAAGCGUGGGUACCAGGUUCUCAGAAGAACUAGACCGAUGUAGUUCAGGACGCAGACUUUCGAUUGUCGUUUGCAACGUAUGUCUGAAGGGAGCUCAUCGCUUCGAUUAGUCGUAUCUGCAGCUUCAACUCGUGUUAACAAUGUUGCUCU
Klebsormidium nitens is the source of this 2635-nucleotide messenger RNA. The record is from the annotation of a GenBank genome assembly. NCBI's taxonomy places the organism in Eukaryota, Viridiplantae, Streptophyta, Klebsormidiophyceae, Klebsormidiales, Klebsormidiaceae.